Uloborus diversus is the source of this 1352-nucleotide messenger RNA. RefSeq lists its product as uncharacterized. The coding region runs from base 1 to 1290 and encodes 429 amino acids. The transcript has 8 exons. Gene Ontology annotation, molecular function: cobalamin binding. Lineage: Eukaryota; Metazoa; Arthropoda; Arachnida; Araneae; Uloboridae. The record is from RefSeq and is a predicted model, not a curated record. Gene Ontology annotation, biological process: cobalamin transport.
AUGUUAGAUCCAGAGGAAGAAACAGAUAUCGAAUUCACAGCACCUUCUACCGAGAGUUUCGUAAAUGAAAUAGAAUAUGAAGUAGAAAAUGAAGUUUUCGGAAGUCAAUCAAAUGAUUCUUGUCCUCAAAUCCCUGCUGGAGGUAUGGAAUGGCUUCUUCAUGUCUGGAAUCCUGAUCUAGGAUGGAAAUCGGAAACUCCUCGUGCAAUCAUAGCAAUGGCAGUUAACGGGUGGCUUGACAAAGACGAUGUAACAAUUAAACAAAUGGAAUUGCAACUAGAUUUGGAAAUAACAAAAUUUCUGCUCAGGUCUGGCAAUUUUGCUUUGGAGCCUACACGGUUAGCAAUGUACAUCCAGGCACUAGUAGCUUUGAACAGGAAUCCUAGAAACUUCCAUGGAUUCGACCUGGUUGAAAGACUUCUUUCAAAUGUUAAAGGAUCGAGACUACUUCAUCCUUUUGUGGUGCUGGCACUCUGCAAUGUCCAAGCAGUAGAUUAUGAACAUUUGAAAGCCAUUACAAGAUAUACGCAGCAUAUUAAUAUCGAAGACAAGAACAAUACAGAAUUUAAAUCUAUUGCACUGAAAGCUUUGUCCUGUGCAAACAGUCUCGGAAAACAUUUCGACUUCUCUGGAUUUAUUAAAACAGCUUAUGAUUGUCUAAUGAAUCAACAAAAGCCAGAUGGAACUUUCGGAAACAUUUACACAACAGCUCUUGCCAUCCAAGCUUUGAUUGCUUGUAAAACUGAUAAACCAUGGAAGAAGGAAGAUGCGUUAAAUAGACUAAGGGAGAUGUCUUUAAAAGAGCAGAGUGUUUAUGGUGUCUACAGUGCAGAGCUGGCUUUGAAAGCAGACAUAUAUCCAUUUGUUAAAGACAUUCAUCAGCAGCCUCCAUUCAGUCCUCCUCAAGCACUACAUGGAAAUCGCAUUCAUUACACUUUGCGAAACGACAGACGUUCUGAGGUAGAACUGACUAUCUCUAUCAAUGUCCCGGAUGGUUCCACUUUGUUCGAUCUCAUGAGCUCAAGUGCAAACGCAGAUGCUAACUUCAAAUUCUCUUUCUACUUGGAUUCGGACGAACGUCCUCAUAUUUUCGAAGUAAAUGGAGUUCCGAAUGAUGCCGAAGAAAACUUCUAUUGGAGACUUUGUCGACAGAAGCGAAUGCCUGGGAAAAGCAAUGGUUCUAUGCUUCAAACCGUACUUAAUGCACCUACUGUGGAAAAAGUAGACCCGGAGCAUCAUAUAGUUCUGUGGUACAGAAAUGCUAACUGUGAAGUUCUCAACAGCCAUUAGGGAUUUUGAAAACAGAUGCCGACUUGUUAAUACUUUGUUAAAUAUUUAUUGACAAUCGUUGA